Messenger RNA from Culicoides brevitarsis, 2220 nucleotides. RefSeq names its product serine/threonine-protein kinase polo (gene polo). NCBI's taxonomy places the organism in Eukaryota, Metazoa, Arthropoda, Insecta, Diptera, Ceratopogonidae. Bases 223 to 1959 code for a protein of 578 amino acids. Gene Ontology annotation, molecular function: protein binding; protein serine/threonine kinase activity; ATP binding. The record is from RefSeq and is a predicted model, not a curated record. Gene Ontology annotation, cellular component: cytoplasm; spindle pole; kinetochore. The transcript is spliced from 4 exons. Gene Ontology annotation, biological process: protein phosphorylation; mitotic spindle organization.
GCCAAACAUCGUGAACUCUCCACAGUGCGAACAUUGUAAUUUUCUGUAAAUUUGUUCCAUAUUUUUAUUUCUUACCUCGUAAAUUUAUCGCCAAACGCCUCGGAUCCGCCUGAAUUACGAGAUCCGCGAAAAAAAAGUGCCGAAAAUUGUAGAAAAGUAGACUUUUGUGUCGAAGACGAAAGAAAGGAAGACGGAAAAAGGAGCAAAAAAUAUUAUAAAAAAAUGAGUGCUCGUCCCGCAACCGAUAGCAAUAAAGAAACAGACAUCCCGGAAAGGCUCUUCGAUGCCAAUUCCAACACAACUUACGAGCGGAAAAGGUUCUUUGGAAAGGGCGGCUUCGCAAAAUGCUACGAAAUCGUCGAUGUCGCAUCCGGGCAAGUGUAUGCCGGCAAAAUUGUCUCGAAAAAGCUCAUGAUCAAGCACAAUCAAAAGGAAAAGAUGACCCAAGAGAUCCAAAUUCACAAAUCUCUGAACCACAAAAACAUCGUCGGCUUCCACAGUUUCUUCGACGACCCGUACAACGUCUAUAUCGUGCUCGAACUCUGCAAGAAACGCUCGAUGAUGGAGUUGCACAAACGUCGAAAGGUCAUCACGGACUACGAGUGUCGCUAUUACAUGUACCAAGUCAUCAACGGCGUCAAAUAUUUGCAUGACAAGCACAUCAUUCAUCGCGACUUGAAACUCGGCAAUUUGUUCCUCAAUGACGAGCUUCACGUGAAAAUCGGAGAUUUUGGCUUGGCAACGCGCAUCGAGUUCGAAGGCGAACGCAAAAAGACUUUGUGUGGCACACCGAACUACAUUGCGCCCGAAAUCUUGCUGAAAAAGGGACAUUCGUACGAAGUCGAUAUUUGGUCAAUUGGGUGUGUCAUGUACACGUUGCUGGUUGGAACGCCGCCAUUUGAAACGAAAAGUCUCAAAGAUACCUACAGCAAGAUCAGGAAAUGUGAUUAUCGGAUGCCAACGAAUUUACGCAAGACUGCAGCGGAUAUGAUUAUUGCAAUGUUACAAUCGGAUCCGAAUAAGCGCCCGGCAAUUGGGAAACUCCUGAACUAUGAUUACUUGAAAACUGGCGGAUAUAUUCCGAAUAGUUUGCCUGCGUCGUGUCUCACGAUGGCGCCGCGUGCGGAUCAAUUGGAUGCGGGACGCAAACCGUUGAUUGAGAUGAAUGGCAUGCAACCGAUGGAUGAGUCGCGUUACGAGUCGUCCUUCUUGAAGAAUAAUUUGCAUGAUGCCAUAACAGCGUCGGGACAAGUUGCACGAUCAUCGGAUCAAUAUAGAACGGAUGUCGAGAAUUUGUAUGCGCAAUUGUCCAAAUUGAUUGCAGCGAAGCCUGCUCGUCUCGCACAAAACUUGGGCGACGAUUACACAGAUCCGGCGCAACAACCUCUCUUCUGGAUCUCAAAAUGGGUAGAUUACAGCGACAAAUACGGCUUUGGCUACCAAUUGUGUGAUGAGGGCAUGGGAGUAAUGUUCAAUGAUACCACAAAAUUAAUCAUGCUUGCCAAUGGACUCAACGUUCACUUCAUCGAUCGCGACGGCAACGAACAAUACAUGACAGUCGACCAAUACCCAACCUCGAUGGAGAAAAAGAUGAAACUCUUGUCGUAUUUCAAGCGUUACAUGACGGAGCAUCUCGUAAAAGCGGGCGCCGGCAACGUUCAGUGCGAAAGUGACUCGAUUUCGCGUAUUCCGCAUUUGCACACGUGGUUCCGCACAAUGUGCGCCGUCGUCAUGCAUCUGACCAAUGGCACGGUUCAACUCAAUUUCUCCGAUCACAUGAAGAUUAUCUUGUGCCCGCUCAUGAAUGCCGUCACCUACAUGGAUAGCGAAAAGAAUUUCCGUACCUACAGAUUCCAAACGAUCAUGCAGCACGGAUGCAGUAGCGAUUUGUAUCAGAAAAUCCGUUAUGCUCACGAGAAGAUCAAAAAGUUGAUAGAGAGACUGGAUCGCUCGGAUUGAGACGCAGCGGCGGCGGCGGCAUGAAAGGGACAGACAACACGUUCAAUUUUUAUUAAUUUAUUAGGAUAGCGUUGCCACAAACACACACUUACACUCAACAAUCAGUAUGAAUAUUAAUCAAUAAAUUUUUAAUUAAACGAAUUUAAUUCUCGGAAUCAUUCGUUCGGUCAACAUUUAUAGCGAAAACUGUCAUCGUCAUCAUGUAAAUGUUAAUUUUUUCCAUUUCUGUACAUUUUUUACUAUAAUAAAUUCUUAAAUUUA